Molecule: messenger RNA, 1050 nt
Organism: Nymphaea colorata (pocket water lily)
Lineage: Eukaryota; Viridiplantae; Streptophyta; Magnoliopsida; Nymphaeales; Nymphaeaceae
Exons: 6
Coding region: 1-1050 (349 amino acids)
Source: RefSeq, a predicted model, not a curated record
AUGGGAAGAGGCUUCAUGCAGGCAUGUGUUCUCAUCCUUGCCAUUUUGUGUUUAUGCCAAAGAGAAGUGCACGGAAUGAUCACGAGGCCAAGCAAAGGAAGGCAUGGCAUGCGCAGGGAGAGCACCCCGGUCAAAACCAUCCAGAGCGGAGAUGGGGAUGUGAUCGACUGCAUCUGCAUCUAUGAACAACCAUCUCUCUUCCAUCCUUCGCUUAUGAACCACGAGAUCCAGAUGAGACCAAUGACCUUGCCAGAAAGGGAGAUGGAGGAAGGAAGUCGACCCAGAAGGCAGUUCAAACAGGCAUGGCACAAGAAAGGGAGAUGUCCCAAGGGGACGAUACCCAUUGUUAGAAGUCGAGUGCUUGAUGAAAGAAGAACAAUUGAGCGUCUCUUUGUCAGUUCAAAUGAUCAAAUAACAUUUAGUUCUUCUGGUCCCGUUCAUGAGUUUGCUGCGGUGGAGGGAAAAUUUGAUGAAGAUUAUGGGGUAUUUGGUGCAAGCGCAGACAUCAGCGUCUGGAAUCCAAUGGUUCUUCCUGGAGAGUUCAGCUGCAAUAUGGUUUCUGUUGCAAGUGGAGACGGCGGCCAAAUCCAUGAAUAUAUUGCAGCAGGAUGGAUUGUUUACGACAGCUUAUAUGGUGAUUUCGAAACAAGACUUUUUACUUAUUGGAGUGAUUUUAGAGACGAUUGGUGGCUCCAAGUUAACGGUGAGCUAGUCGGCUACUGGCCCAGUUCCUUGUUUGGCUACUUGAAUUUUUGGGCCAAUACAACUCUCUACGGAGGACAGAUCUACAACACUGUGCCUGGAGGCUAUCACACCCUUACUCAGAUGGGCAGCGGCCGCUUCGCCGACGAGGGCUACGGCCGGUCCUGCUUGAUCAGCCACAUUCAGUACGUCAAUGGCGAUCGCAAGUUCAAGAGGCUUCCGGAUGCCGCCAUUGUAGAAGACAGGCCUGAGUGCUACAGUUUAGUUUACAUUGGUGAAGACUUCAUGAACAAAUAUGGCCAGUUCUUGUACAGCGGGGGACCUGGCCUCAGCUUAGACUGCAUGUAA